GUGUGAACGGUGCACAAUUUCAAAUGAGCCCCAGUCAUGUAGGUACAUGCUGUUUACAGCACACAUACAUAUUAAGCAGUCGCCCCUCAUAACAUUCUUCCAGAGUUUUGCAUACAACUUGGCACCAAUCAACUUAAUCACACGGCGAUAACACGGUGGUAACCACUCACACGGAGACGGAUGGAGGUAAAUUGACCACGAGAGCCGUGUGGGACGUGCCUCAGCAGAUCAAAGAGCGAGAACACAAGUUUAGACAGUUUCUGUGGGAGGAAAAGGAAAGUGGCUCGCUUGCCGAUCUGGAUAUCCGCGGUGGGCUCAUCAUCAGUUUCCAAUGCAAACUAGGAAACAACACACAUGCAGUUGGAAACUGCGAUAUUUGAAUUUCUUUUCCUCACCGUUUGGAUUCAUGUUUUUCGUUCUAUAAUAUUACAGUAGAAUGUUGGAAUUGGCUUUUCUCGGCGCUUUCUUUUUAUCAACAGUCCGUCUUACUUUUUCCCAAGAGAGUGGAUACAGACAUUCCGCCGUUUUGGAUGCGAAUGGAAAAUACCGAAUAAAAUGGAAAUUCGACGAUACAACAGUAACCUUUGAAUUAGAGGUUGAAACUACAGGAUACGUAGGGUUUGGGUUCUCUUCUAAUGGCGCGAUGGCGUUAUCGGAUAUAGUGAUUGGUGGCGUGUCCAAUGGAAAACCUUACCUCCAGGAUUAUUUUGCUGACCCCAGCAGAAAGGUUCACAGAGACGCGGAGCAGAGCUACAGGCUUGUGUAUGGGACGGAAAAUGCCACACACACUGUCCUGGCAUUCAGCAGGGACCUCAUCACUUGUGAUCCGAACGACAAAGAUAUAUCGGCUAGCACGGUGCGCGUGAUCUGGGCCUACCAUGAGGAGGACGUGAGGCCCUCGGGGCCCAUGUACCACGGAGUGAACCGGGGGAGGAAGAGUCUGCGACUGCUAAAUCCAGGAAGUGGUGCUGCUGCUCCCCUCGGCUCUGCGUCUUUUGACCUGCAAAACGAUCACGUGCCUGUGCCUUCAAAGGACACAACUUACUGGUGUCGGAUAUUUAAAAUCCCAGAGGUCCAGAAGAAGCAUCACAUAAUUAGAAUCGAGCCUUUGAUUCAGAGAGGCCACGAAAACCUGGUCCACCACAUUUUAUUGUACCAGUGCGAUAGCAGCCUGGACGAGACUGACCUGAAGAGAGGACAUGAGUGUUUCCAUCCAAAUAUGCCAGAUUCCUUCAUUACUUGUGAGACUGUUGUCUUCGCCUGGGCAAUCGGUGGUGAGGGAUUUUCAUAUCCAUCCCACGUCGGUCUCUCCAUCGGAACUUCUAUAGACCCAGUUUACGUCCUGAUGGAAGUCCACUAUGAUAACCCCACACUACAACAAGGAUUGCUGGACAGCUCUGGUCUGCGUCUGUUCUACACGCCAAAGCUGAGGCAGUACGACGCAGGGGUGAUCGAGACGGGGGUGUGGGUUAGUCUGUACCACAUGCUGCCCCCCGGCAUGCAGGACUACGUGUCUGAGGGACACUGCACCAGAGAAUGCCUGCAAGAGUCCCUGGAGCAUGAGAUGCCCAGUGGUGUCCAGGUGUUUGCCGUCCUCCUCCACGCUCACCUUGCCGGCCGCGCCAUUCGGACGCGUCACUUCCGGGACCACGAGGAGCUGAAGCCCCUGGCGUAUGACGACGAGUUUGACUUCAACUUCCAGGAAUUCUUGCCCCUGAGCAAGGAGAGGCUGCUUCUGCCUGGUGAUAACCUAAUUACAGAGUGCAAGUACAACACAAAGGGCAGAGUUAAUAUGACAUGGGGGGGCUUGAGCACCAGAGAUGAGAUGUGUCUGUCCUAUCUGCUGUACUACCCCAGGAUAAACCUGGCCAGGUGCGAGAGCCUGCCAGAGAUCAACGGACAGCUAAAGUUCAUUGGAGUCAAAGAGAUCCAGCUGCCCGUCAGGACUUGGCCAUUUGUCAUCAAGAGUCCGAAGAGAUACAGCAACCUCUCGUUCACUGAGGCCAUGGACAAGUUCAGAUGGUCGAAGAAAAGAGGGAAGGCCUUCAACGAGGUGGUGCUGCAGCUGCCUAUGAAUGUGCGCUGCUCCAAGUGGGGUCAGGACGAGUGGUCGAUUCAGGGCAUGAUUGUGUCUCCUCCAGAAGUGAGGCGUGACUCCAGGCCCACGCCAACCCUCUGUAGCCCCCGGAGCAAAGUCUCUUCCUCUUCCUCCUCCUCACAACUCCCUGCGCUGACAACUCUCUUCUACUGCUGCUGUCUCUUGUCCUCAGCACUGCUCUGCCCAAGCCUUUAACCAUGGUUUGGCCUCUGUAGUCUAUUCACGUGGCCAGUUACAGUAAACACAUAGAGUUUGGGGGAAGCACUGCCAUAGGGAAAUCACAGUCAAAUCUGGGAAAUAUGUAUCACACUCUCAAGUCAGUUUAGUCAAAUGUUUCCUGACCUGUUUCUACACAAGCAGAUUAAUCGGGAUCGCAGAGUUGAACUGCUUACCGUAUGAAAAAAUAAUUUAAGCUAAUGCUGAUAUUCAUUAUUAUUUUUGCAUUUAUUUACAUAUUUUUGCAUUUAUUUACAAUGUAGAUGCUGAUGGGCAUUUUUUAACUUUGCAUUUAGCUGAUAGAAGUCUGAUGAGCAGCUGGAAAACUACUUAAAUCUAAUCUUUUGAAUCACCCAACAUUUUUUUGUAUCAACGUCCCAUCUAUUAUCAUGGUCCUCGCAAGUAUAGAUAUUUCAGUGGUCUGCAGACACAGUUUCAAUUCUUUAUUUUACAACUAAAUAAUCGUGGAAAAAUCAACCACAAAUAUAUAGGUCAAAGGGAAAACAUUGAAAUAAACACACAUUUUCUGAUUUGCCAAACAAAAUGUUAACUGAAUUAUGUCAGAUGUCAGAAAAAAAACAAUAAAUGUAUUUUUGAACAA
Messenger RNA from Clupea harengus (Atlantic herring), 2915 nucleotides. RefSeq names its product monooxygenase, DBH-like 1 (gene moxd1). Gene Ontology annotation, molecular function: dopamine beta-monooxygenase activity; copper ion binding. Gene Ontology annotation, cellular component: secretory granule membrane. The record is from RefSeq and is a predicted model, not a curated record. Gene Ontology annotation, biological process: norepinephrine biosynthetic process; dopamine catabolic process; octopamine biosynthetic process. NCBI's taxonomy places the organism in Eukaryota, Metazoa, Chordata, Actinopteri, Clupeiformes, Clupeidae.